CAGAGUAAAACUGGCUAUCCUUAUAAAAAUAACUCUUCAAAAAUCUUUGGCAUUGAGCAUCUGACAUCCAAAAGAAUCAAACUAAAUUUGCACUCACAUUAUACAUCAAAGAUGAAUGCAGAUAUAAACUUAAUCAUUAUUUUCGUCCUAAUGGGAGAAUUUAUUUCGGAAUCCCAAUCCAAAUUUGGACACCCUGGAACUCCAGCUUCAGCCACAAUUCUAUUAAAUGGAACCUACACCUGGGAGUAUUUCCAAGAUAUUGAUAACUCUGCCAGAGAUCACCCAAUCUCAAUAAAUACCUCGUUGAUUGGAAGCUAUUCCAGUCUCGUGGAUGCUAUCAGAGAGUCAAAGGACAAUACAAGUCCUCCUGCAGAUUUCGACUUUUCCGGAGAAUUUGAGAUUGACGAGGUCGAAAUAAAAGAUAACCUUGGGUUGGACACGUCCGAGAUAAAGAACGUAUUAACUAACAUUGUAAAAAAGAAGCAUUCCAUAAAAACGGUCACCUCCAGAGAGUUGAGUGGCGAUGAUUUUGCAACUGUGUCUCUACAAUCAGAAAAAUUACCGCUGUAUCGACUCGUCUUUCGUGGGGCUGGCAUCAUUCAUGACACAGAUUCAGUUUCCACUACUCGUCAUCCCGCUGACCAAAUUGGAAUUUCUCUGGAAUUAAAUCAACCCUACUUUCUCUCAGGGAUUGAGGUUGUCUACACGAAAGACAACAGUAGCAAACCGGACAGCAUUAUCAGCGAAGUGAAUGGAAAAAAUGCUGAUUUAAAUGCGGGUUUUGGGGGUGACUACAUUUGGCUUGUGCCAAAAUGGACUAGUCGACUGGACCAGGGGUUGACCUCACUCCGGAUAGAAUUGCAAAACACGGAGGACAAGGCUUUCAAGGAUUUGGCCAAAGGGGCCGGUGGGCUUUAUCGUUAUUUGAAGACGGUAAAGGAUGUCACGGUCAAGAAACGGAUUAGUGAAGUCGCUUUGUGGAGAACAGAUAAGGCUGACGAGAUUCCGGGUGGGCAUCCGUGGGAGGGAUGCACAUCAGAUAUUAACCAGUAUCGAAAGAAAGAUUAUCUGUACAUCUGCUGGAAAAGUACAUAAAUAAAUGUGACCAUGUCUAUUUCAAAUAUUUUAUUUCAAACGAUUUACAAAAUUAUCUUGUUUCCUUUCGAGAUUAGGUUAUCAAAAAUUUGACACUUUGUUAUAUUAAAAAUGCGAAAUAAAUGGACAAAAUUUAA
Folsomia candida is the source of this 1232-nucleotide messenger RNA. RefSeq lists its product as uncharacterized. Bases 112 to 1095 code for a protein of 327 amino acids. The record is from RefSeq and is a predicted model, not a curated record. The transcript is spliced from 2 exons. NCBI's taxonomy places the organism in Eukaryota, Metazoa, Arthropoda, Collembola, Entomobryomorpha, Isotomidae.